This is a messenger RNA of Thlaspi arvense, 1086 nucleotides long. Lineage: Eukaryota; Viridiplantae; Streptophyta; Magnoliopsida; Brassicales; Brassicaceae. The record is from the annotation of a GenBank genome assembly.
AUGGAGAUAGCCGCCGCGAGCACUGUCACUGUUGCGCCGCAAUUGCGCAGAUUGUCACAUGCCUUAUCCAGGACACUUGGAUCGGCAUCUUCUCUUCCGUUCAGCCUCUCCAGGAGAAACCUCUCCGUCGGGAGUCCUAGUCUCCGCGUGUCAACCGCCUCCAUAAGCGCCGUCGCCGCCGAGAAAAUGUCGCCGGCAAGUUUCUUAGACAGAAGAGAAAGCGGAGUUCUUCAUUUUGUCAAGUAUCACGGCCUUGGAAACGACUUCAUUUUGGUAGAUAAUCGGGAUUCAUCGGAACCUAAGAUUACUCAAGAGCAAGCGGUGAAGCUCUGUGAUCGAAACUUCGGUGUUGGAGCCGAUGGGGUCAUCUUUGCGAUGCCAGGCAUUAAUGGCACCGAUUACACCAUGCGAAUAUUCAACUCAGACGGUAGUGAACCAGAGAUGUGUGGCAAUGGAGUUCGAUGCUUCGCCAGAUUCAUUGCUGAGAUUGAGAACCUACAGGGAAAGCAUAGUUUUACAAUACAUACUGGUGCUGGCCUGAUCAUUCCAGAAAUUCAAGAUGAUGGGCAGGUUAUGGUUGAUAUGGGAGAACCGAUCCUGAGAGCAGAAGAUGUGCCCACGAGAUUACCGGGAAACAAAGGUGACUCUGUUGUUGCGGCGGAGUUAGUAGUUGAUGGAGUCAGCUGGAACGUGACAUGUGUAAGCAUGGGAAACCCUCACUGUAUCACAUUUGGCACUAAAGGCGGUCAGAAUCUGAGAGUUGAUGAUUUGAAGUUGUCGGAGAUUGGUCCCAAGUUCGAGCACCAUGAGAUGUUCCCAGCUCGAACUAACACAGAAUUCGUUGAGGUCUUGUCACGUUCACAUUUGAAAAUGCGUGUCUGGGAGCGCGGAGCAGGAGCAACUUUGGCUUGUGGAACAGGAGCUUGUGCUUUAGUUGUUGCAGCAGUUCUUGAAGGUCGAACAGACAGAAAAUGCACGGUGGAUCUACCGGGUGGACCGUUGGAGAUAGAGUGGAAAGAGGAAGACAACCACAUCUACAUGACCGGUCCUGCGGAUUUGGUGUUCUAUGGAUCAGCGCUGCUCUAA